Molecule: messenger RNA, 1626 nt
Organism: Exophiala viscosa
Lineage: Eukaryota; Fungi; Ascomycota; Eurotiomycetes; Chaetothyriales; Herpotrichiellaceae
Product: alcohol dehydrogenase 3
Exons: 2
Coding region: 102-1175 (357 amino acids)
Cellular component (GO): cytoplasm
Molecular function (GO): alcohol dehydrogenase (NAD+) activity; zinc ion binding
Source: RefSeq, a predicted model, not a curated record
ACUCCCUCGCUCCAAGUCACAGUAGAGAAGCAUACCAUCUCCUCACUCUGUUUACCAACAUAAACUACCUUCCACUACAUACACCUUUCCACCCAAUCAACAUGUCGUCCCACAAGAUCCCCGAAGAACAGUGGGCGCAAGUCAUUCAGAAGACUGGCGGACCUCUUGAAUACAAGAAGAUCCCAGUCGCUAAGCCCGGCCCAGAAGAAGUCCUCGUCAAUAUCAAAUACUCUGGCGUCUGCCACACCGAUCUCCACGCAGUCAACGGCGACUGGCCUCUUGCGACGAAACUACCACUUGUUGGUGGUCAUGAGGGUGCUGGUUACGUCGUAGCUCGUGGUGAGCUGGUUACGGACGAAAUCUGCAAGAUCGGUGAAGCUGUCGGUGUCAAGUGGCUCAACGACUCCUGCUUGUCCUGCACCUUCUGCCAACAGUCCGACGAACCCCUCUGCCUCACCCCCAAGCUCUCCGGCUACACAGUCGACGGUACCUUCCAGCAAUACUGUAUCGCCUCCGCACGACACGUCUCCCACAUCCCCGAAGGCGUUCCCCUCGACGAGAUUUCACCCGUCCUUUGCGCCGGUAUCACGGUCUACAAGGGGUUGAAAGAGUCGGGAGCCAGACCAGGACAGACAGUCGCCAUCGUAGGCGCUGGUGGCGGGUUGGGAGCUUUGGCACAGCAAUAUGCAAAGGCCAUGGGUCUGCACACCAUCGCCAUUGACACUGGUGAUGACAAGAAGAAGCUUUGCGAACAAAUGGGAUCAAAACAUUUCAUCGACUUCUCCAAGUCCAGCGACGUUGUCAAGGACGUCAAGGCCGCUACCAAAGACGGCCUCGGUCCCCACGCCGUCAUCCUAGUGGCUGUCAGCGAAAAGCCCUUCCAGCAAGCCGCCGAAUAUGUCCGCCCCAGAGGUACCGUCAUUGUCAUCGGUCUCCCUGCCAAAGCCUAUAUCCGAGCACCCGUGUUCGAGUCAGUGGUGAAGAUGAUCAGAAUCCAAGCCUCAUAUGUCGGUAACAGACAAGACGGUGAGGAAGCUUUGGACUUUUUUGCCCGUGGCUUGAUCAAGGUGCCAUUCAAGACGGUGGAGUUGAAGGACCUUCCCAAGGUGUACGAGAUGAUGCACGCAGGCCAGAUCGCUGGACGAUAUGUGCUCAAGAUGCCCGACGCUGAAUAGACUUGCAGCUCAAAAGUGAGGUCAUGAGGAGUUUGAAUGAGUCGGAUCGAUCAUCACGUGGCGGUUAUGGUUAUGAUAUGAUAUGAAAAGGAUCUCCGACGAACCUGGGUAGCAUGUAUGUGUAUGCUAGACAUUUGAUGACCCAUUGCAUUUGGAUAUCAUCACAAGUGACGCCUCGCAGACUCUCUCGAGAUGGUGAUAAACGAAAGGAUCUGGGGCCUGAUCGAGGCGGACCAGGAUUUCCCAUGAUGCCCGGAGCAAAGUUAGUCCGUUCCGAUGCACCCCUCAUAGUCUACCGCCAAGCCGGUUUCAAACAAAAGUGGCACCGUCUGACAGGGAGUCCAUCGACGAUACAAAUCGGAGUUCUAUAGGUUCGUGAUAACGGGUGCCUAUACAGCAAGCUAGUAGGGAUACUCGAUGGAGCUGAUGACCUCCUUUCUGACAAUGCAUG